UCCCUCCAACACGCACGUUUCGAGAACUCUCUCGUCCCCUCUCUCUCUCUCUCUCUCUCUCUCUCUCUCUCUCUCUCUCUCGCCUCCAUUAAUGGAGGAUCUGAGAAUGGCGUUGAAGGAUCACGCGGAUCUCGCAUCGGAGCUCUUCGAUCGCUUCUCCGCCGAGCUCCGCCGCGGAUUCGCCCCCGCCGUCGAUAACUUUCUAGGGUUUUUCCACGCCGUCGAUUGGAAGGAGCCUUGGUUGAUUGGUGUAAUAACAUUCCAUGUGGUUUUCCUGCUGAUAACCAUCAUCUCAAGGAGAAACAUGAACUUCCAGCUUUCCCUCUCGGUUCUAGCACUUUCUGGUGUAUGUUUUGCUGAAACGAUAAAUAGCAUCUUGGCGAAGCGCUGGAAGAGCUUCGCGGGCCAGAACUAUUUUGAUACUCACGGCCUUUUCAUAUCAGCCCUCUGGUCCGGUCCGCUCCUCUUUAUUACCGCUGUUAUUCUGGUGAAUACUCUCUUUAUACUCUGUGGACUGAUAGUAAAAUGGAAGAGAGCAGAACUCAAACACCGCGCUAGGGCUUCUCGUGGCAAGAAGGAUUAGUUCUUCUUCCUAUCUUCGUCAGCUUUUUGCGGCCAUGUACCAAAAAAGUUGCUGUAUUUACAAAACCAGUGAUCUAAUUAAAGGUAUGCUCACCGGUGAAAUUUUGCGUUUGUAUUUGGUUGCUCAACUUAUCCUGUGAAUUGUUCCGCAGAAACCGAGGCCGCAGUUUCUCUUUUCGACAGGUCACAUAGAAUCUUAGCUUAGCAGUGUUUGAUGAGUUGUAAAACUGCAUGUUUUGUGGCUUGAAACGAAAAAAUUAAACUCAAUUACAACGGUCGCCAAUCUUUCAUGAGCUCUUUUUAUC
Molecule: messenger RNA, 887 nt
Organism: Ananas comosus (pineapple)
Lineage: Eukaryota; Viridiplantae; Streptophyta; Magnoliopsida; Poales; Bromeliaceae
Product: transmembrane protein 18-like
Exons: 4
Coding region: 92-583 (163 amino acids)
Cellular component (GO): nuclear membrane
Source: RefSeq, a predicted model, not a curated record